This is a messenger RNA of Dreissena polymorpha, 3354 nucleotides long. Its product is annotated as MYCBP-associated protein-like. NCBI's taxonomy places the organism in Eukaryota, Metazoa, Mollusca, Bivalvia, Myida, Dreissenidae. The record is from RefSeq and is a predicted model, not a curated record. The transcript is spliced from 22 exons. Bases 172 to 3321 code for a protein of 1049 amino acids.
AGAAACACACAUUCUUAAGGUAAAUCUACGUGAUAAUAAGCUUAUGUAUGAACAUAAAUAUGUAAAUAAAUGAAACACUACGAAUUCAGUUUCAUUAAUAGGCGGGUGGUUUCCUUAUAACCGAAUGAGUGGAAUCGGACUGUUGCUAGGGCACUGCUGAAAAUUUUGGAAAUGACGUCCCGACCAGAGUCCGGGCAGAAGAAUUUAUCCCCAGCGAUUCCGAUUGAUAAGCAAAGAGAGACCAGCAGGAAUGCCAUGACUCCAGUCAAAGCUGUGAAGCAAAUCAUACAAAACAAAGAUGGUGGAGAGUUGAAUAAGAUCCCAAGCUCAAGUUGUGUGAAAUCAGGGAAAGGAAUGGGAUUGGCUAUUGGUAAAAUUGCUGCAGCCAUGAAGUUUGCUGGACGCAUUAAGCGUAUCAAGGAUGAGUCUCAUCCAGAACAAGAAGUGGACGGGAAGAAAAGUUUAACUGUACAUCAGACAAUUCCGAAAAUAGCGAUCUGGGACGAUGAGUUGGCAUCCUUGGAAUUGAAGAGGGAAAGAGCCUCUGUGAUUCGCAAAGAAAUCAACUUCAUUGAUUCCAAUGUGAUUCCCCCUACCCCAGAGAUUAUUGAUGUUUUUGUGAAAAAGACUCGAGUACCAGAACAUGCAAAGCAGAUGCAAAUUUUCCAUGUCCUGAAGCCCUGUGUAGAGCAAGCAGAGUGGAAAGAAUUCAAGGGUCCCCGGUACAACAAACAAGGGGAGAUAAUCCGGCACAGCAUCCUGGGCGACUGGGAGAUGUUCCUACAACAUGCCAGCGUCAAUCAAAAAGGCUUACAAGUUCUAAAGAGAGAAUGUGAAGAAAAAGUGUCAAUUUCCGUGAAACCUCUGGAACAUUCCAUAGGAAACAACCGUGUAACCAAGCCAGUACUAAAGGAGGAGCUUGCUUUACAGAACUGGACCAAUCAAAUGAAGACUCGUAGGCGCAACCAGCGCUUUCUUGCCAGGAAAUUGAAUUGCCACAUAGACCAGCUCCUUAUGCAUAAGAGUGACCAAUACCUGCAGAAGAAGGCAUUUGUAGACCAGCUUGAAUGCAUCUUACACCACAAUGAGCCAGACGUUUGCUUCUGGAAACAAGAGGAACAAAUUGGCUCUAAGCAGAUUGCUGCCACUCUAACAAGAUCAGAGAGAGGUUUCCCUCCAUUGUCACCGGUCAUGAGUGGCGAUGCAGACUCAUUCAUGUCAGAGAAAGGAAAGUCAUUUAAAUUGGAACCAGUCAAACUGGCUGAUUCGGAGUACUGCAGACAAGUUCUGGCUGUUGUAGGGCAGCAAGGUGGGAGAAUAAUGAUUGCAAACCAAGAACUUUUCAAGCAGCUAGAGAUACUUGGGCAUUCCAUUAUACUGAAUACAAACCAGACAAAUGAGGCUGAUGGCAAGGGGGAGCAUUCAGGCUUUUCAAAGGGAGGCAAUUUGAGAGAAGUGGAGUAUCUCUUGCCAGACAAAUGUGAUGCAAAUGAAACACCACAUGACCUCUACAUGAAAUUGAAAAACUCCUGGAUGGAGGGCCAGCCCAAAGAAAGUAUGAAAGGACCAGCCCUUUGUAUUGGUGGAACCAUCUUGACCUAUAGAGGUAACCAUAGCAACAAAAGUGACACUUCUCCCAAAGACAAAAUCAUAUUUGAGAGGAGUGUAUUCUUCAGCGACAAUGUCACACAUUUCAAGUCAUUUGAGCACAGCAACAAACAGAGGUAUAAAAUAGCCAGGCCCAUUAUAAUUCAAAAAGAUGUGACAGGUUUCCAUAGCAACCAAAAUGCAAGUGCAACAGGGUUGUUUAGCAACAAGAGUGCGAGUGGCUCUGGACUUACUGGCUACCAAAAUGCAAGUAAAUCAGGUUUCCAGAACAACCAAAAUGCAAUUGACUCUGAAUUCCCCAGCAACCGUAGUUCACGUUUAUCAGGUAACACAAUGGGUGUUGAACUAGUAAUGAACGAAUGUGUUGAUGGAAAGCAGAACCAAUGUUCUCAAGGUCAAGAUGAUGCAGUUGCUAAGGAAACCAUUAUCAUGAUGACAGGAAAAGUUGGGAAGGUCCUCAGGGCUCAUGCUGUGAUUGAAAACGUAGGAUCAACAGCUGUCAAAUUCAACUGGCUGAAAGCUCACCAGCCUGUCAACUUUGGUGUCACCCGGAAACAGAGAAGGCCUUUCUAUUUUAAUGACAAUGAUGGUGUCAUUCUUCCAAGGGACAAAAUCUACGUGCCCAUGCUUUUCAAAACCGUGGAACCUGGGAUUUUCACAGAGACGUGGCUACUUAAAACGAUCCCUGAAUUAGAACUUGGAGCAAAAAUCAAGUUUAUGUUCAAAGUUGUCGUGUCAGACGAUAAGCCCUACCAGCAAGAUAUUUUGGAUGUUGAGAACAUCAUUUCCAAACGACAAAUCCAAACGAUCUGUCUAAAUAUAGCCCAGAAAAUCAUCAAUGACGCCAUUUUGAAAGGUUCCUUUAGUGGGACAAUCAGGGAACGAAUCUCUCUCCACAGUUGUGAGGAGCUUUUUGAGCUUAGAAAUCCUGGUCUAAACCAUCAUGGGACAAGCGUGUCUACCCUGCAGAUGAUGUAUAAGACUGCAAUGGAAAGUUUGAAGCCAAGGGAGACUACCUAUGCAAGCAGUCAUAAAAGGGAAGCCACCCACAAUGUUCCCCUGGUAUUGUCAGUGGCCAAACUUCGGAAGCUGCUGUUAAAAAUGCCAACCAAUGCUAGCAGCAAGGAACCAGUUGUUCCAGAGGUGAUGAACAAGGGUGCCAAUUCUGUCGGGACAUCCAUACCAGGAAGUAACCUUCUGAAAGAAUUAGUUCUGACACAAGAGGAUAUAAAUUUUCAACGAAAAGAGGACCUUCUUCUUGUUCUGUAUCAAGAGAUAGGCAUCCUGAGUUUCAGACCUUUAAAGCCUCUUGCUUCAGACACACAGAUGCGUAUUCUUUUAGUGUCUUUACUUCUCCAGUCUGCAGUAGACACCAUGGUUACACAGGCAACCAUUCUAGCAGGCACACUGGAAUUGAACCCAAAGGAGAGAGUUAAGAACAAAGUGGAAACUGACAAAAAGAAACAAUCUAAGGAUAAAGCCAAGACAAACAAGGACAGGAAAGGCGGCAAAGAGACAUCACCCCCUGCCACCAGUGCCGCGCCCAGGGAGGAAACCUACUUUUUUUCUGCAGCUUACAAAAUGAGAACGUCUUCGGAUGAAACCAAGGAUGAGGCUCUGUUGGCGAAAUAUGAUGAGAAAGUUUAUUGUGCAACAUACUGGAUUCUUCAGCAGACCAUUGGAGAUGUCUUCGACCUUCUUGAAGCUUUGUAGUAAACAAAGGCGUGAAAUAAAAGUGCAACUCAA